This is a messenger RNA of Perognathus longimembris pacificus (Pacific pocket mouse), 4246 nucleotides long. It is a transcript of the gene Dhx37, whose product is annotated as DEAH-box helicase 37. Gene Ontology annotation, cellular component: nucleolus; intracellular anatomical structure. The record is from RefSeq and is a predicted model, not a curated record. Gene Ontology annotation, biological process: maturation of SSU-rRNA from tricistronic rRNA transcript (SSU-rRNA, 5.8S rRNA, LSU-rRNA). Gene Ontology annotation, molecular function: RNA binding; ATP binding. Lineage: Eukaryota; Metazoa; Chordata; Mammalia; Rodentia; Heteromyidae. The transcript has 27 exons. Bases 77 to 3535 code for a protein of 1152 amino acids.
UCUGGGUACCCACGUGGGCUGGGCCCGAACCCGCCGAGGGGCCUGUGGCGGGAGCCGCGCACGGUUUGAAGGCGCCAUGGGCAAGCUGCGCCGGCGCUACAACGUCAAGGGGCGCUUGCAGGCGGAGCCGCGGCCCGCCAAGGGCGCCCCCGAGCCGCCCCCCGUGCGGCUGGAGCUGGAGGACAAAGACACCUUGAAAGGAGUAGAUGCAAGCAACGCACUUGUCCUGCCUGGGAGAAGGAAAAAAAAGACCAGGGCGCCGCCCCCGUCCAAGAAGGAGAAGAAACCUCUGACCAAGAAGGAGAAAAAGGCGCUGCAGAGGGUCUUAGAGCAGAAGGAGAAGAAGAGCCAGCGAGCAGAGAUGCUGCAGAAACUGAGCGAGGUCCAGGUGUCAGAGGCGGAGAUGAGGCUCUUCUACACCACGUCCAAGCUGGGCACAGGGGACCGCAUGUACCACACAAAACAGAAGCCCACGGAGCCGGCAGCCCAGGGCCAGGGCAUUAGCAGCCUGAGCGGUGCCCACCGCAAGCGCCGCCGCCAGCCAUCCUCAGAGGAGGAGGAGGAGGAGGAGUCCUCAGAGGACUCUGAGCCUGAGGCCCCUGCUCCCCUCCAGCCAGGGACUAGUGAAGGGUCAGUCACAGCUCACUUGCCGCCAGCUCUGCCUGAAGCUGGAGAUGAGAGCCCAGUACCCAGCAGCCAGCCCACUCCAGACAGGACCUCAACACCUGCCGCCGCCCGGCCGCGGCCCCGUGCCAAGCCUGCAGUGUUUGUGCCGGUGAACCGCACCCCAGAAAUGCAGGAGGAGCGGCUGAAGCUGCCCAUCCUCUCAGAGGAACAAGCCAUCAUGGAGGCGGUAGCUGAGCACCCGGUGGUCAUCGUGUGUGGGGAGACAGGCAGCGGGAAGACAACGCAGGUGCCUCAGUUCCUCUACGAAGCUGGCUACAGCAGCGACCACAGCAUCAUCGGCGUCACGGAGCCCCGCCGGGUGGCCGCCAUGGCCAUGUCUCAGCGAGUGGCCAAGGAGAUGAAUCUGUCACCGCGGGUCGUCUCCUACCAAAUCCGGUAUGAAGGAAAUGUGACCGAAGACACCAGGAUCAAGUUCAUGACAGAUGGGGUGUUGCUCAAAGAAAUCCAGAAGGACUUCCUGCUGAAGCAGUACCGGGUGCUGAUCGUGGACGAGGCCCAUGAGCGCAGUGUCUACACGGACAUCCUCAUCGGGCUCCUUUCUCGCAUCGUGAAGCUGCGCGCCAAGAGGCACAUGCCACUGAAGCUGCUCAUUAUGUCGGCCACCCUGCGGGUGGAGGACUUCACCCAGAACUCACGGCUCUUCCCCCAGCCACCACCUGUCAUCAAGGUGGAAGCCAGGCAGUUCCCGGUGACCGUGCACUUCAACAAGCGGACACCGCUGGAGGACUACGCCGGCGAGUGUUUCCGGAAGACCUGCAAGAUCCACCGCAUGCUGCCAGCAGGUGGCAUCCUGGUGUUCCUGACCGGGCAGGCCGAGGUGCACGCACUGUGCCGCCGGCUCCGAAAGGCCUUCCCAGCCCGCAGGGGCAGGCCACAAGAAAAGGAGGAUGAGAAAGACUCCACAGAAGAGGUUCGGAGGUUUAAGAAGUCUCGGGCACGGGCCAAGAAGGCCCAGGCAGCGGCGCUGCCCCAGAUCAACCUGGACAGUUACUCGGUGCUGCCGGUGGGAGAAGGCGAUGAGGACCGGGAGGCGGAGAUGGAUGACGAGGAGGCGGCCCUGGGCUCUGACCUUGACUUGGACUUGGGGGAUGAUGAUGGGGCUGAUGGAGGUGAGCAGCCGGAUGCCUCCCUGCCCCUCCAUGUGCUCCCACUCUACUCGCUGCUGGCCCCCGAGAAGCAGGCACAGGUCUUCAAGCCUCCCCCAGAGGGGACUCGGCUCUGUGUCGUGGCCACCAAUGUGGCUGAGACGUCCCUCACCAUCCCAGGCAUCAAGUAUGUGGUAGACUGUGGCAAGGUCAAGAAACGCUACUAUGAUCGUGUCACCGGCGUGUCGUCCUUCCGCAUCACCUGGGUCUCGCAGGCAUCAGCUGACCAGCGGGCAGGCCGGGCUGGCCGUACGGAACCAGGCCACUGCUACAGGCUGUAUUCCUCUGCUGUCUUUGGGGACUUUGAGCAGUUUCCUCCCCCAGAAAUCACACGCAGGCCAGUGGAGGACUUGAUCCUGCAGAUGAAAGCUCUCAACAUCGAGAAGGUCAUCAACUUCCCUUUCCCCACACCUCCCUCUGUGGAGGCCCUCAUCGCCGCUGAGGAGCUGCUCAUUGCUCUGGGAGCCCUGCAGGCUCCCCCAAAAGCAGCAAGGAUGAAGCAGCUGCAGAGCUCCAGGCUGAGUUGCCCCAUCACCACGCUGGGCCGGACCAUGGCCACCUUCCCCGUGGCCCCUCGCUAUGCCAAGAUGCUAGCGCUGAGCCGGCAGCACGGCUGCUUGCCCUACGCCAUUGCACUGGUGUCCGCCAUGACUGUGCGGGAGCUAUUUGAGGAGCUGGACAGACCCGCUGCCAGCGAUGAGGAGCUUGUGACCCUGAAGAGCCGGCGAGCCCGGGUGGCCCAAAUCAAAAGGGCCUGGGCUGGACAGGGGGCCUCUCUGAAGCUUGGGGACCUCAUGGUGUUGCUAGGUGCAGUGGGAGCCUGUGAGUACGCUGGCUGCUCGCCCGAGUUCUGCCAAGCCAAUGGGCUGCGCUACAAGGCCAUGCUGGAGAUCCGGCGCCUGCGCGGUCAGCUGACCACCGCGGUCAAUGCCGUGUGCCCCGAGGUUGGACUCUUUGUGGAUCCCAAGAUGGAGCCGCCCACCGAGAGCCAAGUGACCUAUCUGCGGCAGAUCAUGGCGGCCGGCCUGGGCGACCACCUGGCCCGCAGGGUGCAGAGUGAGGAGCUGCUGGAUGAGAAGUGGAGGAAUGCCUACAAGACCCCUCUCCUAGAUGACCCAGUCUUCAUCCACCCCAGCUCCGUGCUUUUCCGAGAACUCCCGGAGUUCGUAGUAUACCAGGAAAUUGUGGAGACCACGAAGAUGUACAUGAAAGGCGUCUCCACUGUGGAGAUGCAGUGGAUCCCAGCCCUGCUGCCCUCCUACUGCCAGUUCUCCACACCCCUGGAGGACCCGCCCCCUGCCUACUGUCCUGAGACCGGCCGGGUCCUGUGCCACCGUGCCAGUGUGUUCUACCGAGUCGGCUGGCCGUUGCCCGCUGUCCAGGUUGAUUUUCCAGAAGGACUUGACUGCUACAAGCACUUUGCCCGUUUUCUGCUAGAAGGCCAGGUGUUCCCCAAGCUGGCCUCCUACAAGAGCUGUCUGCUGUCCAGCCCCAGCACAAUGCUGAAGACCUGGGCCAGGCUGCAGCCCAGGACUGAGAGUCUGCUGAAAGCCCUCGUGGUCGAGAAAGCCGACUGCCGGGGAGCCCUGCUAGCUGCUUGGAAGAGAAACCCCAAGUACCUACUGGCCGAGUACUGUGAGUGGCUCCCACAGGCCAUGCACGCCAGGGUGGAGAAGGACUGGCCCCCCACCUCUGACCGGUGACCUGCAGCCAAGGACUCGCCACACCACCCCACCCCGCCCCAGCCAGCUGUCCCCAUCGUGCCUUUGCAUACUUAUUUAUGACAAGACCCCAUGACAGGGGCCAGCCAUGGGCUCACAAUGGAGCCCAUCUUACCUGUACCUAGUGCAGGUCACCUCAGGGCCAGGGUGCUGGCAGACCUUCCCCAGCAGUGGGGAUGCCCAGAGCAGAAGGCACCCCUCAAGUUCUGCCCCACCCUCAGGGGUCCUUCCUGGGAACUUCCAUGUACCAAGGAUUGGGCACUUGUCACCCAGGGCGGCAGGGAUGACCUGGCUGUCCUUGACCAUGCCACAGAUGGCAGACCUGGCACUGGCCGGGGGGGUCCCACAACCCUGUCCCUCCAUCCCUUCUGCCUCUUAGGCUGAGGUAGAAGGGAACAAGGCAAGAACAGCUUGGACCACAAAUCCAGGACACAUUCCUGACAUGUGACAGGAACAACCUAAGAAGAAGGAUUUAUUUUGCUUUGUUUUAGAGGUUUCCAUCUGUCUGUGAUGACGGGCCAACUAGCCAAAGUCCUCAGAGACUCCAUCCCUUGUAACCAGCAAAGUGCCAGACACGUGUGGCUUAUGUGGUAGAGCAUCACCACAAAAUGCCAAGCAAAAAUGCCGAGCAAAAGUGGAGACCUGAAUUCAAGCCCCUGUGCUGGCACAAAUAAAAUAAAAAAUUAUGGCAUU